AUGCCUUCCCCAGGAGAUAUCGCCUAUCGACCCAUAAAUCCCCCAACUGUCGGCCGUAACGGCUGGCAAGGGUUCAAUCCGCAUACCUCUUACCUCAAGAAAGGUGACAAGCCAUUCGGGCACCGUCAAGUCGAUUGCGACAUCACCAUCGAGCAUGACGUCGAGAUCGUCGCUAGGGACGGGGUCAAGCUUUAUGUGGACGUCUACCGACCGACAAACGUGAAGGCGCAAGUCCCUGCGAUCCUGUCCUAUUCGCCAUUUGGUAAGAAGUACAGCGGGAUGCUAAUGCUUCCUAUGACGCCAUAUAUGUGUGGUGUGACAGGGGAAGAUAUCUCUGGCUUGGAAAAGUUUGAAGGUGUCGAUCCCGCCAAGUGGUGCGCCUGGGACUAUGCAGUGAUCAGCGUCGACGCGCGGGGAGCCGGCGCAUCUGAGGGGAACGUGGCCAUCAUGGGCACCCAGGAGGGAGAAGACGGGUACGACGUCAUCGAAGCCGUGGCGAAGAUGAAAUGGUGUGACGGGAACGUGGCCUUGGCAGGUAACAGCCAUUUGGCCAUCGUCCAGUGGUUCAUCGCUGCGCAGAAUCCACCUUCCUUGAAGGCUAUCGCGCCUUGGGAAGGGUGUAGCGAUCUUUACCGCGAACAAUUCGUCCGUGGCGGGAUCUUCAAUAUGAGCAAUUUCGAGCUCAUCAUGAAGGUCAUCAUCCAGGGAGGUGGCGGCGUGGAAGACUUUCGCGAGAUGUACGCCCGGCUGGAUCGGGGUAUCAUCGACCCUUGGUGGGCGGACAAGCGCGCCCAGAUGGAUAAGAUCAAGGUCCCCACCUACAUCACGGGCUCGGAAUUCAGCUCGAUCCAUACGAUGGGAUCGUUGAGGGGUUACAUGGACAUCCCGACCGAGGACAAGUGGUUGAGAUGGGCCGGAUUUCAGGAGUGGUUCGACCUCUGGGCGAUCGAGGAGACGAAUCUCGAGCUGAAAGACUUUUUCGACUUUUUCCUCAAGGGCGUCCAGAACGGGUGGAGGGAAAAAACUCCCAAAGUCCGAAUGUCGCUCCUGCGCUACGGCAAGAACGAGCCCAUCCAGAAGAUCAAGGUCCCUGACUUUCCAAUCCCCGAUACCGAUUAUCGCAAGUACUAUCUGGCGGAUAACGGCAAGUUCUCCCUCGAGAGAUCUCCCCGGGAAACUUCCUCCGUUUCCUACAACGCUGAAGAUGGUAGCAUGGUCACUUUCACCCACACCUUUGACCAGAGGACGCAACUGGUCGGCCUUCCCAAGGCUGUGAUCCACGUCUCUUGCGACGAGUUAGACGACAUGUGCCUGUUCUUGCAAAUCAGGAAAUUGGAUGUCGAAGGAAACCCCUUGAUCCACCUGACCGUCCCCUUCUCCCGUGCCCCGAUUGAUGAUCCCAAAGACGCCCCCAGCAGCGGACUGAUCACAUACAACGGCCCUAUCGGGUGUCUCCGCGCCUCGCACCGUCACAUCGACCCGUCUAGAUCGAUUCACCCCAACUACCCGUUUCACCCUCACGAUCGAGUCGAGCUCGUGCCCCGAGGGCAAGUCGUCGAAUUGGAGAUCGGGAUAUGGUUCAUGGGCUUGCAGUACGAAAAGGGUGAAUCGAUUCGCCUGGACAUUUCUGGAUCGAAUCCACUCUGGCCGGAACUCUCGACCUCGAACGCCGAGCCGAUGAACAAGGGCAAACAUACGGUGCACUUUGGCGGUAGUCAUGCGAGCCACUUGAUCCUCCCGCAUGUGUCCCUGGAUGUCGUAUCCCAGUAGACUAAAAUUCGAUAAAGAACUGCCGCAGCCGGGUAUAUCGGUUGGGGUCAUUUGUAUUGAGGCAAGCAAGAAAGCAAGAGAUCAGAUCGCUCAAUUGUGUG
Messenger RNA from Filobasidium floriforme, 1871 nucleotides. Its product is annotated as X-Pro dipeptidyl-peptidase C-terminal non-catalytic domain-containing protein. The transcript is spliced from 5 exons. Gene Ontology annotation, molecular function: dipeptidyl-peptidase activity. Lineage: Eukaryota; Fungi; Basidiomycota; Tremellomycetes; Filobasidiales; Filobasidiaceae. The record is from RefSeq and is a predicted model, not a curated record. The coding region runs from base 1 to 1770 and encodes 589 amino acids.